This is a messenger RNA of Lolium rigidum, 1005 nucleotides long. RefSeq names its product phosphatidylinositol-glycan biosynthesis class F protein-like. Bases 1 to 657 code for a protein of 218 amino acids. The record is from RefSeq and is a predicted model, not a curated record. Lineage: Eukaryota; Viridiplantae; Streptophyta; Magnoliopsida; Poales; Poaceae. Gene Ontology annotation, biological process: GPI anchor biosynthetic process. Gene Ontology annotation, cellular component: endoplasmic reticulum membrane. The transcript has 8 exons.
AUGGGCGCCGAGGCGACCCAGAUCGGCGCCUUCACCGCCGCGGCCGCCCACGCGCUCUGCCUCGCGGGCCUCGCCGUCGCCCACUCCCUCGCCGGCCCCAACGCGCUCGUCUCCGACCCCGCCCUCGCCCUCCGCCUCCUCGUGGUCUGUGAAGCCCCACUUGUCAUCGUGGUGUUCAGCUUGCUCCGGCGAGAUCCCAAACACUGCUCGUUCCUCAAGGCGGCUGCGCGUGGAUUGCUUGGCUUGCCCAUAGGGGCACUCCUAAAUGCAUUUGGUGCGGUUGUUCUUGGCGCUCCUGUUGGAAUCAAGUUCUGGACAGCAACAAUAUACUGGUCGCUUCUUAUGUCGCUGUUCACAUUUGUUCCCGCAGCAUGUGUCUUCGGAGCAUCCAAAGUCAAUUGGCAGAAUACGCUUUCUUAUUCCACUUAUUUCACUUCAUCUGAUGCUGUGGACUACAUGAUCUCUGUGCCAUCUCAUGGAGCUGUGAUAGGAGCAUGGCUUGGUGCUUGGCCUAUGCCCCUUGACUGGGAGAGACCUUGGCAGGAAUGGCCAAUAUGUGUCACUUAUGGUGCAAUUGCUGGGCAUUUGAUUGGCAUGGUACUAUCGCUGAUCCUGAUAGUUGCUCACAGGAGAAGAGUUCGUGUCAAAGCUGACUAGCAUUUUUGGAUAAUGAAUGGCCCUCUUUUCCUUAUCUUCCAGGAAAGAUUUAUCCAAAUCAUAGUGUACAGUCAUCUUCUAAAAAAUCUAGACUUGUUCAGUAGCUUUCCUGGUGAGGGAAGUACUUACGGCUUCCAAGUUCUUUCGUCGUUGUAACGAAAAUGAUUGUCAUUUAGUUUUUUCUAGAGAGGAAAGAGGGUGUUUGAUAUAUUUUCAACUUUACAAUCCUAGCUAGCUUUGUUCUUUUUACUCGGUAAAAUUUCCGAUCCUUAUUGUACCAAUCAGCACAUCACAUAUUUUCCUCCUAUGUUUGCUAUACAUUGGACUGAUCUAUACAGAAACUUGUCU